UUUCUCCUGCUCCUCCUCCUCCUCCUCCUCCUGGAGGAAAACGCCCCAGCCGUCCCCGUGUAGCCUCCUCCAUCCAGCAGCAUUGUUACUCCCCGCGUCUCCCCCGCCACACUGACUGAUCCGCGGGCUGCUGAUGGAGGGCGCUUCGGUGUAAGUGGACUUCAGAAAGGCUCCCUGUUUACCUCAACGCUCCUGUGAAACGAGAGAGAAAAGGUAACAAUACGGUCGCGACAGGACGCGUAUUUCUCUCUGCGUGUUCUCUGCGCACCUGGCUGUCCGAGCGGGCGCGCGCUGCACGCUGAGCGGAACAUCCGAAUUGGAGCCCUCUUCACUUCCACACCUGCCGCUACUUGUCCUCCUGUUUAACCCGAAGCCACGCGCCUCCGGGCGGGGAGGGGACAUGUGGAGAGGCUUUAUGACCUGCGCUGCAUCCCGGCUCUUCCUCCCGUGCGUCCGGCUGGAAGGGUAGCCGCCGUGUCCCGCGGAGGAUGCCGAACAGUGACACUGGAUCUGCUUGUGUGCAUAAAGAAGUAUCCGAUGCAAAUCAUCACCUCUGGCAGUCAUGAGGAAUAGAGGGCUGAAGACGCAGUCCUGAAGAUUGAUGGAGGGCCAUGCUAUUCAAACAGCAGGCAUUGCUGAGACAGAAGCUCUUCGUUCUGGGCAGCCUUGCUAUCGGAAGUGUCCUCUAUCUCGUGGCCAGGGUUGGGACCUUGGAUAGGCUACAGCCCAUUUGCCCCAUUGAGAGCAGACUGCCCCCUCCUGAGCCAGAGCAAAUCCCCCUCCGCACCCUGCAGUUUAAGCGUGGCCUGCUCCAUGAACUACGCAAGGGCAAUGCCACCAAGGAGCAAAUCCGCCUGCACAACCUGGUCCAGCAGCUGCCCCGGGCCAUCAUCAUCGGGGUGCGCAAGGGGGGCACCCGCGCCCUGCUGGAGAUGCUCAACCUGCACCCUGCCGUGGUCAAGGCCUCGCAGGAGAUCCACUUCUUUGAUAAUGACCAAAAUUACGCCCGGGGCAUCGACUGGUACAGGGAGAAAAUGCCCUUCUCCUUCCCUCAUCAGAUCACCAUUGAGAAGAGUCCUGCCUACUUCAUCACAGAGGAGGUCCCUGAACGCAUCUUCAAGAUGAACUCCUCCAUCAAGCUGCUGAUCAUCGUGCGCGAACCCACCACCCGAGCCGUCUCCGACUACACACAAGUGCUGGAGGGCAAGGAGCGCAAAAACAAGACCUACCACAAGUUUGAAAAGCUGGCCAUCGACUCCAACACCUGCGAGGUGAACACAAAGUACAAAGCGGUGCGGACCAGUAUCUACACCAAACACUUGGAGCGCUGGCUGAAGUACUUUCCCGUGGAGCAGUUCCACAUCGUGGACGGGGACCGCCUCAUCGCCGACCCGCUACCGGAGCUACAGCUCGUCGAGCGCUUCCUCAACCUUCCCUCUAGAAUCAGCCAGUACAACCUGUACUUCAAUGCCACCAGGGGAUUUUACUGUCUGCGAUUUAACAUUGUCUUCAACAAGUGCCUGGCAGGCAGCAAGGGCCGCAUCCAUCCAGACGUGGACCCGUUGGUGGUGACUAAACUGCAGAGGUUCUUUCAUCCCUUCAAUCAGAAGUUUUACCAGAUCACAGGCAGGACUUUCAACUGGCCAUGAUGAACUUUGGACUCCUCCAAUGAGAUUCCUUGGAUUGGUGUUUUUUUCUGAAAUGCCGAGCUAUGAGACCUCAUAAAAAUAUGAAUAGCACUUUGAGUUUAAUACAAGAAUGACAGUGUGACCAAAUAUAAAAGGGACUUGAUGUAAGUGCUUUUAAGUGUGUGAAAAUAAAACAAAAUAGUUUGAUGAUUUGAGUAAAAGAUUCAGUUCAAAACACUUGAUCUUGCAAAUGAAUUUCCUGUCUGUCAUCAUGAAGAGUAAAAAAAGAAACAGCACUGAACUGUGGUUAACGGAAGAGAUUAUUUUUGUUGCUCUUUAAAAGACUAUCAAACACUGACAUCCAUGCUGUUAAGAUAAGCUUUAAGUGUGACGCUUUUCUCAUGAUAAAACACCUUAAAAGAUGACAUGACAUUUGAUAAAACAUAAUUGUUCAUUUGUUGCCCCAUCAUGUUGUUUAUUUGACGAAAACUGCAUGUGCAAUCAAGAUGCCAUUACAACAUUGUAGACUGUUGUAUUAGUUGUCUUCUGUUGUCUGUUUUUAUCAGUCUUCACCACAUUUAUUAAUCAAUGCUGUGAUUAAUCCAUUAGAAGGUAAUCUCUUUUAAUUCUAAACACAACACCCAGUCUGGGGAAUAGGAUCUAAUGUUUCAAGCUUGACUCAAACCAUGUCCAAAAUCCUCAAAGCAUUUAAGACCCAAGCUUGUGUUUUUAUUGUAAGUAUGUUGGUUCCUCCUCCCCCUACAGCUUUUUCAUUGGUUUGCCAAACACCUGGCAAAAAAAAGCCAUAGUGGAAAAAAAAAAGUUGUCCUCUGAUGAUUGUUGUCAAACCAACUGUUUAUUCUCUGAUGAUUAGCAAAAUGUGUCUGUUUCUGUGCAAAUAUUCAUUCUGUAUCAUAAGUGUGUUGUUAAAAAAGGAUAAAUUAAAAAGAAUGUGUAAACAUUGUCAGCUGA
Sander lucioperca (pikeperch) is the source of this 2600-nucleotide messenger RNA. RefSeq names its product heparan sulfate glucosamine 3-O-sulfotransferase 5. The transcript has 5 exons. The record is from RefSeq and is a predicted model, not a curated record. Bases 612 to 1649 code for a protein of 345 amino acids. Lineage: Eukaryota; Metazoa; Chordata; Actinopteri; Perciformes; Percidae. Gene Ontology annotation, molecular function: [heparan sulfate]-glucosamine 3-sulfotransferase activity.